AAGUACGUUAGACUUUUGAUAGCGUUGCAGCGCUUAAACUUCUGUUAUAGGGGUGAAGGGGCAGGGCGUGGGAACGACCAAUAAAAAGAAGAAGAAGAAGGGGCAAGGCGGUCGUGUAGAAGUGCUGACACGCGCUGACAAAUUGAGAAGUGAGACGGGCCGAGUGCACAGAUUUACUGUAUAAUAAAGAGCCAUGGCCUUAAGAAGUGUUGCUGCCCGGCUCCUGAGAUGUCACCAUCAAAAGGUGGCCUGUACGGCAGGGAGAAAUCAAGGCACCUCUGCUGCUCAAAAAGAAAAAGAUGCAAAGCUGGAACAGAAGACAAAGCCAUCUAAAGUGCAGUUUGACUGGCAGGAUGCCUUAUGCUUGGAAAGCCAGCUGACGGAGGAGGAAACAAUGAUCAGGGACACUUUCCGCACCUACUGUCAGGACAAACUAAUGCCGCGCAUACUCCUGGCAAACCGCAAUGAAGUCUUUCACAGAGAAAUUUUGACUGAAAUGGGAGAACUCGGGGUCUUGGGACCAACUAUUAAAGGAUAUGGAUGUGCUGGAACGUCCUAUGUAGCAUAUGGUCUGAUUGCAAGAGAGGUGGAGAAGGUAGACAGCGCUUAUCGGUCUGUGAUGAGCGUCCAGUCUUCCCUUGUAAUGCACCCUAUAUAUGCUUAUGGGUCAGAAGAGCAGAAACAGAAGUAUUUGCCAAAGCUCGCUACCGGGGAGUUGCUGGGUUGUUUUGGAUUGACAGAACCAAAUCAUGGCAGUGACCCGGGUGGCAUGGAAACUCGGGCCCGAUACAAUCCCUCCAGUCGCACGUUUACUCUGAAUGGUUCCAAAACCUGGAUUACCAACUCGCCAAUGGCAGAUGUGUGUGUUGUUUGGGCAAAGUGUGAAGAUGGAAAAGUGCGUGGAUUUAUUCUGGAGAGAGGCCUGAAGGGUCUUUCCACCCCCAAGAUUGAGGGCAAGUUCUCCUUGAGGGCUUCCACAACAGGAAUGAUCAUCAUGGAGGAUGUGGAGGUGCCAGAAGACUGCCUUCUGCCACAUGCUUCGGGUUUAGCGGGACCGUUUGGAUGUUUGAACAAUGCUCGAUAUGGUAUCUCCUGGGGGGCUCUAGGGGCUGCAGAAUUCUGUUUUCAUACUGCACGCCAGUACACCUUGGACAGAAUCCAGUUUGGAGUUCCUCUGGCCAGGAACCAACUCAUUCAGAAGAAGAUGGCGGACAUGUUAACUGAAAUCACCAUCGGUCUUCAGGCGUGUCUCCAGUUGGGACGGCUGAUGGACCAGAAGAAGUCGGCCCCAGAGAUGGUGUCCAUGUUGAAGCGCAACUCCUGUGGGAAAGCUUUGGAUAUUGCACGACAGUGCCGGGACAUGCUGGGGGGCAACGGCAUUGCAGAUGAAUACCAUGUCAUACGCCACGUGAUGAAUCUAGAAGCUGUCAAUACUUACGAAGGGACUCAUGACAUUCAUGCGUUGAUCCUCGGCAGAGCGAUUACUGGACUGCAGUCUUUCACCGUUGGAAAGUAACACUUUUUCAAAGAUGGGGAAAUUCAUAAAGACACUUAACAGGGGAAUGGAUUCCAGCUUCACUUUUACCAAUGAAAUGUUGAAUUAAUCGCUGCACACGCAUCCUAAUUGCCUUCGGACAACAUAAAUGGUACAUUCGUAAAACACGAGUGAGGCGCUGUACAUGAAAUUGAGUUUUUAAUAAACUGUUAUAGCACCCCUCCAGAUUUCUGGAACAGAUGAAAUAUUCCAUGUAAUUUUUCCUUUUUCUAAUGGUUAAUUGCAGAUCUUUUCAUUUUUCUUUCCCAAUUAUGUUUUAGUAGCUUUAAAGAGUAAGCAGCAAACUGAAUAUCUACUGCUGUGGACCGGCGCCCCGUGUAGGGGUGGUUCCCACCUUGCGCCCCUACUUCAGGCCCCUCUCAUGUGACGUUGAGGUGGAUUGUGUGUUUUUGAGAGUGUAGUGCUUCGCGGACACUUUUGGGUUUUUUAAAAUGAGUACGUUUUACAUUUUCAACAGAGUGAACAUUUAUAAAUUUA
This is a messenger RNA of Erpetoichthys calabaricus (reedfish), 2032 nucleotides long. RefSeq names its product glutaryl-CoA dehydrogenase a (gene gcdha). Bases 194 to 1516 code for a protein of 440 amino acids. The transcript is spliced from 12 exons. Lineage: Eukaryota; Metazoa; Chordata; Cladistia; Polypteriformes; Polypteridae. The record is from RefSeq and is a predicted model, not a curated record. Gene Ontology annotation, molecular function: fatty-acyl-CoA binding; glutaryl-CoA dehydrogenase activity; flavin adenine dinucleotide binding. Gene Ontology annotation, biological process: fatty acid beta-oxidation using acyl-CoA dehydrogenase; fatty-acyl-CoA biosynthetic process. Gene Ontology annotation, cellular component: mitochondrial inner membrane.